AUGAAACUUGAGGAUGUGAUCGAAAUGUUCCCAAACAUCAAUGCAUUUCUCGUCCGGAAAUGGACCUAUGCUUUCUACACAUUCUUCGAUCUGAUAGGUAACAACGUUAUCGAAUGGCAGGACUUCCAGCGGCUUAUUGAUGCUAUCGGAUUGGUGCGUGGGGAAGGUGGAGAAGACCAUAAAGUCGCCUUAGCUAGCCUGACCAAAGUAUGGAAAUCCAUGACAGAAGCCAUGAAGAAAGAUGUCAAGGAUCAAAUCACGCUACUAGAUUGGAUUGGAAUGUGGGCCGAGUCAUUGAAGGACGAAAGAGAGCCAUCAUGGCAAAAGGCCUAUCUCGAAUACAUGUUCCGUCUAUUAGACGCUUCUGGCGAUAAACUCGUCGACCUGUCCGAAUAUAUCGAAGUUCUUGGUUAUUUCGGUAUAUCUCGAGAAGAAGCCAUUGAGUGUUUCGACAAAUUUGCUGUGGGCCCUGACGGUUCCCAAUCCAAUGCCAUCGAUUACCCGACGUUCGUGGAACUAUGGCGACAGUACUUCCAUUCGUUGGAUAUCAACGAAGCUGGUAAUAAAUUGCUCGGAAUCUUCUGA
This is a messenger RNA of Haemonchus placei, 585 nucleotides long. The record is from the annotation of a GenBank genome assembly. Lineage: Eukaryota; Metazoa; Nematoda; Chromadorea; Rhabditida; Trichostrongylidae.